Molecule: messenger RNA, 768 nt
Organism: Pneumocystis jirovecii RU7
Lineage: Eukaryota; Fungi; Ascomycota; Pneumocystomycetes; Pneumocystales; Pneumocystaceae
Exons: 5
Coding region: 1-768 (255 amino acids)
Biological process (GO): DNA alkylation repair; regulation of DNA-templated transcription
Cellular component (GO): nucleus
Source: RefSeq, a predicted model, not a curated record
AUGAAAAGAUUUGAAAAAAACGACAUGAAAUUAUCCCAAAAUUUUGAAGAAACUUACUCUACACUACAAUUUAGUUAUCAAUUUAACAAUGAACAAGAAAAAAACUAUUUAAAUACAACGAAUCUUGAUAAAAAUAUAAAAAAAAAGAACCAUCCUCUUACACAUUUUCUUGCACUGCCAUUAAGCUCAAAAUCUCUUGAAAAAUCACUAGAAAGCAUAAAAGACUCUAUUUCUAAAAAAAUACCUUUAUCAAUGUUCAGAGGCCAUCUUCUUUCACAUUUAACAAUUUGUACUCUUCGUCUUCCUUCAUAUGGAAAAAUAAAAGAUGCAGCUUCUCUUUUACAUACACUGAAAAAUGAAAUAUCAAGCAUUUCAAACAAUAAAAAAAUUCACAUAAGACUUAGAGGAUUAGGCACUUUUCCUCAAGAACCUACAAAUUGUAGAGUAGUAUAUUUAAAGCCCAGUAUUGAAGAAUCAUCACCAACUCUUUUUCCACUCUGUGAAUUUCUUAUCAAAAAAUUCACAGAUGCAAAACUUACUGAUUCUGAUCCUUUAGUGCUUCAUUCAACCAUUUUAAAUACACGUUAUGAAAAAAGCUAUAAAAAAGAAAACAGAUUAAUUGAUGCAUCAUUUUUAAUGGAAAAGUUUCCUCCUAACUUUCUUUUUGGGGAUGUUACAGUAGAUAAAAUAUGCAUUUUCAAAAUGGGUGCACGUGAAACACAAAAGGGACUAAUGUAUGAAAGUAUCUGCGAAAUAAGCAUAUUAUAA